Molecule: messenger RNA, 2071 nt
Organism: Symphalangus syndactylus (siamang)
Lineage: Eukaryota; Metazoa; Chordata; Mammalia; Primates; Hylobatidae
Gene: MTCP1
Product: mature T cell proliferation 1
Molecular function (GO): protein serine/threonine kinase activator activity
Source: RefSeq, a predicted model, not a curated record
AGGGAGGCGGCGCUCUGGGGCCGCAGGCGGACGUACUCUGUGAGCGGCGCCCGGGCGCCUGGGCAGGCGCCUCCCGAGUACCGGCGCCCAUUUUGCCCGCCCGCUAAGGAGACCCGUGCGCGGCCUACACGCUUGGGGGACAGCCCUUUAAGACGACAUCUCCGCGAACGCCGGCCUCUUGAGCCAGGGGGACGCUCUUUUGAAAGUCAGUCCCAAAACAGUUAAGGUUUUAUUUUAUUUUGUUUUAUUUCCAAGUCACAGCCCCCGAAUCUCGUACAACUCUCCCUGGACCACUUCCGGUUGCCGGCCCGCGCCUCAUAACUUCGGUUCGAGUGACCUCGGUCCGGGAUGCCCCUCGGCUCACCCCGGGCUCACGUCGCGAUCCUGGCUUGAGUGGCCCAGGGUGGGAGACCUGGAAGUUUUAGCCUAGCUGUUCUCAAGGCGGAUUAAUUAGCCCAAGAAACAUUAUAUUCAUGCUUAGGUGGAGAAAAGCAGGGCUAGAAUUGGAACCCAAAGCCCAGAAUGGCAGGAGAGGAUGUGGGGGCUCCACCCGAUCACCUCUGGGUUCACCAAGAGGGUAUCUACCGCGACGAAUACCAGCGCACGUGGGUGGCCGUCGUGGAAGAGGAGACGAGUUUCCUAAGGGCACGAGUCCAGCAAAUUCAGGUUCCCUUAGGUGACGCAGCUAGGCCAAGUCACCUUCUUACCUCCCAGCUACCUCUCAUGUGGCAACUCUACCCGGAGGAGCGCUACAUGGAUAACAACUCUCGCUUGUGGCAGAUACAGCAUCAUUUAAUGGUCAGGGGAGUACAGGAGCUGUUGCUUAAGCUUUUGCCUGAUGACUAACCUGGUGCUGGGAUUCUACGAAGAUAUGCUCCUUUGUUCUGUUCAGUAUUUGGCAAUCACUUCAUCCACUACUGCAGUGCACCCACCCUUGGGCUUGGGGGGAGGGAGUGGGUUGAAAAACUGCUCAAGAAACAGAAGUUUAGCAAGGGUCAUGAAGAAUACUGCAAGUGAAACUGCAGAGAGAGGUUACGUAGGCAGAAAGCAAGUCAACAAAAGCACUUAGUCAGGAUCCGUAACUUGAAAUUGACUCCUUUGGAAAUUGCCAUAGAACCCUUAAUGGACAUCAUCGGCUGGACCUGGGAUCUGAUGAAUCCCACAAAAGUCAGCACCUUCUACAGAACAGAUGCCCUGAUCACCAAGGACUUGGUACUGAUUUAGAGAGAAGAGAGCAGCUCCUAGCAGCAUCAACAUCUAUUUGUCGCUUAUUUGCCCUGCAGCAAUUCACCUGCCUUUCCUUCUCCCAUCCUGUAAAUAUCCUAGGUUUUGCUCCAGUGUUUCCCAUCCCAGUACUGACCUAAUUUGGAUCUACUGAGUAUUUAGAGGGCUCUGAAAAGAGAUAUGCAUUGAUGAAAUUAGCUACAAAGGCUUGUGGGCCUUUUUUCUAUCUGAAAUCAUGUCUUCAAAUUACUGGAAGUUGCUGAUCAAAAUUGUGGGCUCUUGAAUUCAUUCUCUGAUUACAGAUAUUUUAAAUAAGCUGGUUUCUAUAAGAACUUCAAGAAAAACCAUUUUAGCUGCUUAACUGGCACCUUUCUCAGGAAGUAAUAACACCAAAUAUUGCUGAUUCCUAGGAAAACAUUUACUACUUGUAAAGAAUUUCCUGAGUUAAAGUAGUUAUAACAGUUUAUAUACAUUAAAAGUAAGGUUUUAGUUUAAAAAAAAAAAGUCUUGGGAAUAAUAGCUACCAUGUAUUGAGUCCUUUCCAGGCACUAUUGUAUGUACUUUAUAUACUUUAUCACAUUUAAUCCUCCUGUCAAUGCUUUGAGGUAGGUAUGAUUCCCAUUUUAUAUAUGAGUAAUAAAAAAAGCUCAAGGAGUUUAAUCAUUUAUCAAGGGUUUCUUCUGCGAAUGAUAGAGCCAGGCUGCGCCGUCGGCUCCUCUAGCCUAACGUUGGUUUACAAUAUUCAAAAAGAGUUGAUUGAAUUCAAGGUUUUUUUUCCAUGUAAAGCUAUUUAUAUCUUCCAAGCCUAAUGAAAUGGAUAUUAUAAAAAUACAGUUGAUUCAUCCUA